Castor canadensis (American beaver) is the source of this 1784-nucleotide messenger RNA. The record is from RefSeq and is a predicted model, not a curated record. NCBI's taxonomy places the organism in Eukaryota, Metazoa, Chordata, Mammalia, Rodentia, Castoridae.
CUGAUGAGGUGCCUCUAAGCACAUCUGGCAUCCUGAGCUCCUGUUCCACUGCUUCCAACAGGUCACGAAAUAGGACUCGCUAUCGAACCAAAGCCGUGAGCUCUGAGGUGGAUGAAAGCCUCUUUGGGGUUGUCAAGCCCCUGGUCCAGGGCCAGAGUGACAGCCCCAUCGUGCUGCUCCGAGAUAAGCAUGCCAUCCGGGAAACUCUCACUGCCUUGGGCUUAGACCACAAGCCAGAGACCAUCCAGCUCAUCACCCGGGACAUGGUCCGAGAACUCAUUGUUCCAAAACAGGACCCCUCUGGAGAAUCCCUGAUCAUCAGCCCUGAGGAGUUUGAGCGGAUCAAAUGGGCAUCCCACGUCCUGACCAAAGAAGAAUUGGAGGCCAGGGAGCAGGCCUUUAAAAAGGAGAAGGAAGCCAUUGUGGAUGCAGUGACAACACGCAAGAAGAUCAUGAAACAGAAGGAAAUGUUGUCAAAUUUCCACAAAAAGCUCAGUGACCUGGAGGAGGAGGCCAAGGAGCGGGCCCAGAACCUCCUGCAGAGAGCCAAUAAACUGCGGAUGGAACAGGAGGAAGAGCUCAAGGUUAUGAGCAAGAUUAUCCUCAAUGCCAAGUGCCACGCCAUCCGGGAUGCCCAAAUCCUGGAGAAGCAGCAGAUACAAAAAGAAUUGGAUGCAGAGGAGAAGCGGUUGGAUCAGAUGAUGGAAGUGGAACGGCAGAAAUCCCUUCAAAGGCAGGAGGAACGAGACAAGCAAAGGAGGGAGGAAAGAAUUAGAGGAAGAUGGCAGAUUAUACAGCAAAUGGAAAAGAACCAGGAGGAACGAUCGCUACUUGCAGAGCAACGGGAGCAGGAGAAGGAGCAGAUGAUGGAGUAUAUGGAACAGCUCCAGGAGGAGGAUUUGCGGGACAUGGAACGAAGGCACCAGCAAAAACUGAAAAUGCAGGCUGAGAUUAAGCGCAUCAACGAGGAAAACCAGAGACAGAAAGCAGAGCGGCUGGCUCAGGAGAAGCUAGCAGACCAGAUGGUGAUGGAGUUCACCAAGAAGAAGAUGGCUCGAGAAGCAGAGUUUGAGGCUGAGCAGGAGAGAAUCCGAAGGGAGAAAGAGAAGGAGAUCACCCGCCUGAGGGCUAUGCAGGAGAGGGCCCAGGAUUACCAGGCAGAACAGGAUGCCUUGCGGGCCAAGCGCAAUCAGGAGGUGGCAGACCGAGAGUGGCGCAGAAAGGAAAAGGAAAAUGCCCAGAAGAAGAAGGAGACAGAAGCCAAGCUGCGAAAAAGUCGGCUAGAACAGGUGGCUUUCAAGGAGCACACUUUGGCUGUUCAGGUGCAACGGGACCGGGAUGAGUUCGAAAGGAUUCUUCGGGCUCAGAGAGAGCAGAUUGAGAAGGAGCGGCUGGAGGAGGAGAAAAAGGCCACAGGGCGCCUACAGCAUGCCAAUGAGCUCCGUCGGCAGGUGCGUGAGAACCAGCAGAAGCAGGUGCAGAACCGAAUUGCUAUCUUUGAAGAGGGCCGGCGCCUCAAAGAGGAGGCCCAGAAGCGGCGUGAGCGCAUUGAUGACAUCAAGAAGAAGAAGCUUGAAGAGCUGAGAGCUACCGGUCUUCCUGAGAAGUACUGCAUUGAGGCUGAGCGCAAAGCUAACAUCCUGCCAGUCACCUCUGUGAAAUGAAGGGGAACCUCCAUGGCCUUGGGGAUGCCUUGAGGGGACAAAUUCUGCCUAGUCUCUGGGGUGUCCAGAGUUGCUGCUAACAUAGACAUUUCAUAGUUACAGAUUAAAUCUAUUCUACUU